Engraulis encrasicolus (European anchovy) is the source of this 5481-nucleotide messenger RNA. It is a transcript of the gene ncoa2, whose product is annotated as nuclear receptor coactivator 2. Gene Ontology annotation, biological process: positive regulation of transcription by RNA polymerase II; cellular response to hormone stimulus. The transcript has 24 exons. The coding region runs from base 33 to 4919 and encodes 1628 amino acids. Lineage: Eukaryota; Metazoa; Chordata; Actinopteri; Clupeiformes; Engraulidae. Gene Ontology annotation, cellular component: nucleus. Gene Ontology annotation, molecular function: nuclear receptor binding; protein dimerization activity. The record is from RefSeq and is a predicted model, not a curated record.
CUCUCUGCAGUAGCCGCUGAUAUGCAGUGAAGAUGAGUGGCGUAGGAGACAACCCUUCGGAGCCCUUGCGGACCGAACCCCAAAAACGCAAGGAGUGCUCAUCAGAACUACUGGGGCCCAGCACCAAGCGCAGCACGGAGAAGCGUAACCGUGAGCAUGAGAAUAAAUACAUUGAGGAGCUGGCCGAGCUCAUCUUCGCCAACUUUAACGACAUCGACAACUUCAACGUCAAGCCUGACAAAUGUGCAAUCUUAAAGGAAACUGUGAAGCAGAUCCGUCAAAUAAAGGAGCAAGAGAAAGCAGCCGCAGCCAAUGAGGAGGAGGUGCAGAAGGCUGACGUGUCGUCGACAGGCCAAAGUGUUAUUGACAAAGACGCCCUCGGGCCCAUGAUGCUAGAGGCCCUGGAUGGCUUCUUCUUCGUGGUCAACAUGGAGGGCAUCGUGGUCUUCGUGUCGGAGAACGUGACUCAGUACCUGCGGUAUAACCAGGAGGAGCUGAUGAACACCAGCGUCUACAGCAUCCUGCACGUGGGCGACCACACCGAGUUCAUCAAGAACCUACUGCCCAAGUCAAUAGUGAACGGCGCUCCGUGGUCGAGCGAGAACCCGCGGCGGAACAGCCACACGUUCAACUGCCGCAUGCUGGUGAACCCCCACAGCGAGCCGGAGGAGGAGGCGCAGGAGCAGGAGACGCAGCAGAAAUACGAGACCAUGCAGUGCUUUGCAGUGUCAGAACCCAAGUCCAUCAAGGAGGAGGGAGAAGAUUUCCAGUCCUACCUGAUCUGUGUUGCUCGCCGUGUUCCCCUGAAGGAGAGACCUAUGAUGCCCACGCACGAGAGCUUCACCACAAGACAAGACCUACAAGGUAAGAUCACGUCUCUGGACACGAGUGCGUUGCGGGCCUCCAUGAAGCCGGGUUGGGAGGAUCUGGUGAGACGCUGCAUCCAGAGAUUCCACCUGCAGAACGACGGGGAGAUGUCCUUUGCCAAGCGCCACCAACAGGAGGUGAUCCGUAACGGCCAGGCCUUCAGCCCCAUCUACCGCUUCUCCCUGGCGGACGGCACCAUCGUGUCGGCACACACCAAGAGCAAGCUGGUGCGCUCCUCCACCACCAACGAACCACAGCUAUACAUGUCACUACACGUGCUGCAGAGGGAGCAGUCGGUGUGUGGCAUGGGCCAGGAGAUGGGCAGUGGGCAGGCGCUGGGUAAGGGCUGCAUGCCCGGCCAGGGGGCCCAGGGCCAGGACAGCAUGGGUAACAGCACCCCCUCCCCAGCCGGAUCGGGGCCCACCAUGGGGCCCUCGCCAGGGUACCGAUUCAACUGCCCUCCAGGAGGAGGUCAGGGUGGUCCCUAUGGUCCUCUGAAGAUGAACAGUCCGUCUCAGAGCAGCCCCAGCAUGAUGUCGCCACGGCAACGAGGCAGCCCAGGAGCAGCCGGAUCCCCGCGCCUCCCGCCCCCGCAGUUCUCCCCCGCGUCAGCAGGAGGCGCUAGCGGUCUGCAUUCGCCGGCCCCGGGUCACGGGGGUCACGGCUAUACCAGCAGCAGUCUGAACGCGCUGCAGGCCCUGAGCGAGUGCCACAGCCUGAGCCAGAGCGGGUUGGGCUCGCCGCAGGACCGCAAGACCAUGGUGGGCUCCCCGGCCACCGCCGGCUCGGGCACGGGCGGACCCCACACCCCGCAGCACAUGCUCAGCAAGAUGGCCGCCAGCCUGGCCGGGGGAGGGGGAGGGGGAGGGGGCCCGGGGGGGUCAGACGGGUACGGAUCCGACAACCAGCAGCAGCAGAACCAGAACCAGGGCAUGGACCCCAGCCGCACGCCGGGCCGCACCCCGGGCCCCCCCGAGGACCGCUCCGACGGCACGGGGGGAGUCAAGGAGGAGGAGGAGGAGGCGCUGGCCGGGUUUGGGGGCCCGGGGUCGGGGGACGGGGGGGACCCCCAGAGGCAGCAGCAGGGGCAGAGUCUCCACGACAGCAAGGGCCACACCAAGCUGCUGCAGCUGCUUACCACCAAGACGGAGCCCAUCGAGCCCCCCUCGCCAACGGGCCCCGGCAUGGGCGGCAUGGGGGACCCCUCCUGCAAGGACGGCGCGGGGGGGCCCCUGGGGAUGGGGGGGCUAGGGGGCCCUGGCGGGGCAGCGGGACACACCUCGCUCAAGGACAAGCACAAGAUACUACACCGACUGCUACAGGUGAGCACCACGCAGGUGGACCUGGCCAAGCUGACGGCCGAGGCCACGGGCAAGGAGCUGGGGGAGGGGGGCGGAGCCGGAGGUCCCGGGGGCGGUGCUAACGGAGGCUCCGGCGGGCCGGGGGGGCCGCUGGGAGAGCUGACGCCCAAACAGGAGCCGGUGAGCCCCAAGAAGAAGGACAACGCCCUGCUGCGCUACCUAUUGGACAAGAACGACGACACCAAGAGCGGGGACACGCCCCCCGGCGCCGACAUCAAGAUGGAGCCCAACGCUGCCAACGCAGCCAAGAUGGCCGCCGGCAUCAACGUCAAGACGGAGAAGACGGAGAUGGGAUACGAGCGCUCCGGCGACCCGUCGAGUGAGUUGGACUACAUCCUGGAUGACCUCCAGAGUCAGGGUGGUUCCCUGUUUGGGGAGUCUCGUGCGCUGGAUAAGCAGGCCAUCAUCCAGGACAUCCUGCAGAUGACAUCGUCCCAUCCCACCACGCCGCUCGGGCCCGAACAGAAACCCUUCGCCAACAUGGGCCAAGCCGGUUUUGCGGGUGUGCGGCCAGGUGUGGGCGGUCGUGGUGCCCCGAUGAGGAGCAUGUCUGUGGGCUCUCCGCAGGGCGCGUUCCCCCCGGGCCUCCGCACGCCCAGCCCCUACGCCCUCAUGCAGCAGCAGCAAGGCAUGAUGGGAAACCACGCCAACGUCAUGGCCAACCAGGCGGCCAUGGUCAACGCAGGUGUGAUGGGUGCCAACGGGCCCCGUGGUGGGGCGGGGCUCCAGCAGGAGGGGGGAUGGGGCCCCCAUGGCCCCGCGGUGAGCAGCUCCGCCGUGGCCCCGUCCUCCGCCGGCCAGGGCCUCCAGGGGGCGCCAGCAGGCAUGCACGGCCGCAUGGUGCCCAACGCAGCCGGGGCCGCGGCCCAGCUCAGGCCCGGAGGUCAGCCGGGUCCGCGUCAGAUGCUGCCGGCACAGAUGAUGGCUGGAGGCCAAUCCAACAUGGACAUGAGCAUGGUGCACCAGUUCUCUCAGCAGCAGCAGGUGCCGCCCAAUCAGACGGCUCCGUGGCCCGACAGCAUGCUGCCCCUCGACCAGGUGCCCUUCGCACCACAGAACAGGGGUGUGUAUGGUCGGGAGGACGUGAUGUGUGGUCCAGGAGGAGAGGGCGUGUCUGACGAGGGGGCGUUGCUCAAUCAGCUGUUCAGCGUGCUGAAGGACGCCGACUGUGACGAGAUAGACAAGGCCCUCGGGAUACCUGCACUAGCAGGACAGGGCCAGUCCAUGGAGUCUGACCAGUUCCCAGGUGGUGGUGACCCCAGUGGGAUGCUGCUGGAGCCCAAACUCCCGGUCUACCCCCCCCAGCAGUAUGGCCCGCCCCCAGGUCACAUGGCCCAGGGCGACUACAGCCCGAUGCAGGACCCCUCGGGGGGCCCCGGGGGGGUGGCCGGUUUCCACGGCAUGCAGGUGCAGAUGGGCCAGCGGCCCGGAUACCCCAUGCAGCUGCGCAUGCAGCGGCCGGGCAUGAGACCGCCGGGGGUGGGGGUGCCCCCCCAGCCCAACGCGCUCCGACUACAGCUGCAGCACAGGCUACAGGCACAACAGAAUCGUCAGCCAGUUAUGAGUCAGAUGCCUGGAGUGUCAAACAUGAACCUACCUCUCAGACCCAACGUACCCAACACGGGGACCAUCAAUGCCCAGAUGGCGGCCCAGAGGCAGCGUGAGAUCCUGAAUAACCACCUGCGCCAGAGACAGCAGGUCCAGCAGCAGCAGCAGCAGCAGGCCGCCGUACAACAACAACAACAACAACAACAACAACAACAGCAGCAGCAGCAGCGGACCCUGGCCAUGAGGGCCCAGGCACAGGGGCUCACGCUGCCCCCCAACAUGGCGGCCGCAGGGGCCCUCGGCCCCCCCCGGAUGCCCCAGCAGGCGGGGCCCCAGCAGGGCCAGCAGUUCUCCUACCCCCCCAGCUACGGUACGGCUCCCCCCAGCGGGCUAGGCAGCGCAGGCCUGGGGGGCACAGGAGGCCUGGGGGGCGCGGGAGGCCUGGGGGGCGCGGGAGGCCUGGGGGGCGCAGGAGGCCUGGGGGGCGCAGGAGGCCUGGCCUCCCCCCCACCUCCUCCUCCUCCACCUCCUCCCUGCUCCACCAGUCCUUUCUCGCCGGCCUCCCCCAGCCUGCCCCUGCCCCUGCAACUGCUCCAUAAUGCUCCUCCUUCGAUGGCUCCCCUCUCCUCCUCCUCCUCCUCCUCCCUGCAUGGCACCUCCUCCUCCCUGCAUGGCACCUCCUCCUCCUCCUCCUCUGCCUCCUCCUCCUCCGCGAUGGCUCUGGCUAGCCAGGGGAUGGUGGUCGGCAUGGCGACUGGACACUAUGGGGCCGUUAUGAGCCCCCACAUGCAGCACACUGCCUUUACCUUCCCCAGCUCAGGUAUGAGUCAGCAGCCUGACGGGGGUUUCGGGGGUGCUACGACCCCCCAGAGCCCGCUGAUGUCCCCCCGCAUGAGCCACGCCCAGUCUCCCAUGAUGCAACAGGGUCAGCAGGGCGGCCCCUUCCAGUCUUCACCCGACAUGAACGGCUGGAACCAGGGCAACAAUAUGUUCCCUCAGCAGUCUCCGCCCCAGUUCGGGGGGGCGUCCAAUGGGGGUCUCUAUAACGGCAGCAACAUCAACCUCAACAGCGUUUCCAUGCCAACCAACGCCAGCAUGGCGCAGCUAGGCAACCAGAUGAACGCCGAGCAGAAAUACUGUUGACCUCAGCGAUGGCAGAAGAUCCCUGUUACACCCUCCCGGCCUCCACCCUCCGGCCCCGCUCUCCUCUGCUCUCCUCUCCACCUGCGGACAGAAUCUCCCACAACCAGGCGAACGCCCAGCCCAGCCCAGCCCAGCCCAGCUAAGCCAAGACAGACCAGCCCAGCCCAGCCACAGCCAAGACAGACCAGCCCAGCCAUGGCCACUUCCACCCUAGCCUGCUGGGCAACUCCCCAGACAAGUCCAGCAACCCCGGCCCAGGACCGGCCCCAGUCUGGUCCAAGUCCGGCCGCAAGGCGUCUGCAGCCUCCAGGCCUCCAUACUGUACCUGAUGCUAUUGUACCCUCACCACCUCCAGGCUCCCACCUCCAGGCUCCCACCUCCAGCCUCCCACCUCCAGCCUCCCACCUCCAGCCUCCCACCUCCAGCCUCCCACCUCCAGCCUCCCACCUCCAGCCUCCCACCUCCAGCCUCCCACCUCCAGGCACCCGGCCCAGGCUGCUGUUGCCCAAAUCUUACCCAGCUGAGAGUGCACCUGGCUGGGCAGCGUUCCUGCACCUGCCCC